Rotaria socialis is the source of this 345-nucleotide messenger RNA. The record is from the annotation of a GenBank genome assembly. Lineage: Eukaryota; Metazoa; Rotifera; Eurotatoria; Philodinida; Philodinidae.
AUGGAUCCAACUGCCUUUUCACGUUAUAAUAUCAAUGGUUUCGUGACGGCACGACUCAGUGGAUAUAUCGCAUUCAAUAAAGAUGGACCGCCAAUGGCAAUUAGUGCUAGUCCGUCAAAUAAAUUUAAUUUAUAUUCAUUCGUAGUUUCAUCUGGGUUUCGAAAUCAGUUAAGAUUAACUAUUCUUGAUUAUCGUCAAUCGAAGAUAUUGUAUUCGGCAACAUAUCCGCUGUAUACACUUUGGCAACAAUUAAUAAAAUUAAACUAUUUAGACGUUGAGGUGGUCACAUUAUCUGCUGUUGGUUCGUCAGAAUUCUCUAUGGAUAACUUAUGUCUUUCAGCGUAA